Manis pentadactyla (Chinese pangolin) is the source of this 4968-nucleotide messenger RNA. RefSeq names its product epidermal growth factor receptor pathway substrate 15 (gene EPS15). Gene Ontology annotation, molecular function: cadherin binding; calcium ion binding. Gene Ontology annotation, cellular component: clathrin coat of coated pit; plasma membrane; cytoplasm. The transcript is spliced from 25 exons. Bases 144 to 2957 code for a protein of 937 amino acids. Gene Ontology annotation, biological process: endocytosis; endosomal transport. The record is from RefSeq and is a predicted model, not a curated record. NCBI's taxonomy places the organism in Eukaryota, Metazoa, Chordata, Mammalia, Pholidota, Manidae.
GAGAGGAGGGAAGUUGUCGAAGUUAGGGGAGACGCCCGCUCGCUCGCUCGGGCCUCGCCUUUGGCCGCUUCCUCCGCCUCCUCCCCGCCCUGAGCCCCCAUCCGCCAGUCCUUCCUUCCCCUCCCGUGCAUGAUGGAAACACCAUGGCUGCGGCGGCCCAGCUCUCCCUGACACAGUUAUCGAGUGGGAAUCCUGUAUAUGAAAAAUACUAUAGACAGGUUGAUACUGGCAAUGCUGGAAGAGUAUUAGCUUCUGAUGCUGCUGUUUUCCUGAAAAAAUCAGGGCUUCCAGACUUAAUACUUGGGAAGAUUUGGGAUUUAGCUGACACAGAUGGCAAAGGUAUCCUGAACAAACAAGAAUUCUUCAUUGCUUUGCGUCUUGUGGCAUGUGCCCAGAAUGGAUUGGACGUUUCACUGAACAGCUUGAACUUGGCUGUUCCUCCACCACGAUUUCAUGAUACCAGUAGUCCUUUGCUCAUCAGUGGAACCUCUGCAGCUGAGCUCCCAUGGGCUGUAAAAUCUGAAGAUAAGGCCAAAUAUGAUGCCAUUUUUGAUAGUUUAAAGCCAGUGAAUGGAUUUCUGUCUGGUGAUAAAGUGAAACCAGUAUUGCUCAACUCUAAAUUACCUGUGGAUAUCCUUGGAAGAGUUUGGGAGUUGAGUGAUAUUGACCAUGAUGGAAUGCUUGACAGGGAUGAGUUUGCAGUUGCCAUGUUUUUGGUAUACUGCGCAUUGGAGAAAGAACCUGUGCCAAUGUCCUUGCCUCCAGCCUUGGUGCCACCUUCUAAGAGAAAAACGGUCAGUAUACCAGGCUCUGUGUGGUUGACCCCAUCUUCAGCAUCAGCCAAGGAACUUUAUCACUCCUUACCACCUGUAGGCAUUUUACCUGCCAAAGCAACAUUAAGACAGUGGGUUGUAUCCCCUGCAGAAAAAGCUAAAUAUGAUGAAAUCUUCUUGAAAACUGAUAAAGACAUGGAUGGAUUUGUGUCUGGAUUGGAAGUCCGUGAAAUCUUCCUGAAGACAGGUUUACCUUCUGCUGUACUAGCCCAUAUUUGGGCAUUAUGUGACACAAAAGACUGUGGGAAGCUUUCAAAGGAUCAGUUUGCCUUGGCUUUUCACUUAAUCAAUCAGAAGUUUAUAAAGGGCAUUGAUCCUCCUCAUAUUCUUUCUCCUGAGAUGAUUCCACCAUCAGACAGGGCCAGUUUACAAAAGAACACCAUAGGAUCAAGUCCUGUUGCAGAUUUCUCUGCUAUUAAGGAGCUAGAUACCCUUAACAAUGAAAUAGUUGACCUACAGAGGGAAAAGAAUAAUGUGGAGCAGGACCUUAAGGAGAAAGAAGAUACUAUUAAACAGAGAAUAAACGAGGUUCAGGAUCUUCAAGAUGAAGUUCAAAGGGAGACUGCUAAUCUGCAAAAACUACAGGCCCAGAAACAGCAAGUACAGGAGCUCCUUGAUGGACUGGAUGAGCAGAAAUCCCAGCUGGAGAAGCAGCUCAGGGACGUCAGAAAGAAAUGUGCUGAGGAGGCCCAGCUGAUCUCAUCCCUGAAAGCUGAGUUAACUAGUCAGGAAUCACAGAUCUCCACUUGCGAAGAAGAGCUGGCCAAAGCUAGGGAAGAGCUGAGUCGCCUGCAGCAGGAGACAGUAGAGUUGGAGGAGAGCGUGGAGUCCGGGAAGGCUCAGCUGGGGCCGCUCCAGCAGCACCUGCAGGAUUCACAGCAGGAAGUCAGUUCAAUGCAAAUGAAACUGAUGGAAAUGAAAGAGCUGGAAAACCAUAAUAAUCAGUUAAAUUGGUGCAGUAGCCCACACAGUGCUCUUGUCAAUGGUGCUACAGAUUAUUGCAGCCUCAGCACCAGCAGCAGUGAAACAGCCAACCUUAAUGAGCACGGCGAAGGCCAGGGCAACCUCGAGUCGGAGUCCAUACACCAGGAGUCUCCAGCAAGAAGUAGUCCUGAAAUACUGCCUCCUGGUGUGACUGAUGAAAAUGAAGUGGUAACUGCAGUUGCCAAUGAAAAUAUGUGUCCUGAAUUUAACAGUGACAGACAUUCAAAAGAGGAAGAUCCAUUUAAUGUAGAAUCAAGUUCACUGACAGAUCCAGUUGCUGAUACAAACUUGGAUUUUUUCCAAUCUGAUCCUUUUGUUGGCAGUGAUCCUUUCAAGGAUGAUCCUUUUGGGAAAAUUGAUCCAUUUGGAGGUGAUCCUUUCAAGGGUUCAGAUCCGUUUGCAUCUGACUGUUUCUUCAAGCAAUCUUCUGCUGACCCUUUCGCUACUUCAAGUACUGACCCUUUCAGUGCAGCCAGCAAUAGCAGUAACACAUCAGUGGAAACAUUGAAACAUAAUGAUCCUUUUGCUCCUGGUGGCACAGUUGUCGCAGCAAGUGAUUCUGCCACAGACCCCUUUGCUUCUGUUUUUGGAAGUGAAUCAUUUGAAGAUGGAUUUGCUGACUUCAGCACAUUGUCAAAGGUCAACAAUGAAGAUCCUUUUAGUUCAGCCUCAUCGAGUUCUGUCAGCAAUGUGGUCUUUACAAAAAAUGUGCUUGAGGAAACAACAGUCAAAAGUGAAGAUAUGCCCCCAGCACUGCCACCAAAGACUGGAACACCUACAAGACCCUGUCCCCCCCCACCAGGGAAAAGACCCAUCAACAAAUUGGAGGCUUCUGAUCCCUUUAAACUGAAUGAUCCAUUUCAGCCUUUCCCUGACAAUGAUAGCCCCAAAGAAAAAGAUCCUGAUAUGUUUUGUGAUCCAUUCACUUCUACUUCUACUACUACCACUACCAGUAAAGAGGCUGACCCAAGCAAUUUUGCUAACUUCAGUGCUUAUCCCUCUGAAGAAGAUAUGAUUGAAUGGGCCAAGAGGGAAAGUGAGAGAGAGGAAGAGCAGAGGCUUGCCCGACUGAAUCAGCAAGAGCAAGAAGACUUAGAACUGGCUAUUGCACUCAGCAAAUCUGAGAUAUCAGAAGCAUGAAGACAAUUAUCCUGUCUUUUGUCAACCAUACAAUACUCUUCUUCCUGAAUACUGAAACUAUUUACAAUGUGUAUCAAAACUACCUAUGAGCAUGGGAAUAUAAAAGGUUUGAGAUUCCUGUAAAUGUGACAAAAGUUCUUUUUUACUCUAUUUCAGAUUUGUCUUUUUUGCCCCCCCCACCACCUCGGCCCCCUUAAAAGCAGGACCCAGUCAGACAACAUCACCUAGGCCCCUGUUCUGGUGUGCAUUACUGUGAGCUUUUGCCUGCCUGUGCUGCUUUCACAUGUAAAGCUAGAGCACCCAAGCUUCUGCCUUCCAGAAUAUAGAGAGAUAGGCUCACCCCAUGCUACCCUUAUCCUGUAGUUACUCCGAUGAUGGCCAGUGGGGUUCUUAAAGUUUGCAGCAGAAUUCUUCUGUGAUUUGGAUGUUUGAGGAAGGAGAGUGGAAAGAACAUCCUAUUUCUUCUAUGGAAGUGCAAAAUUGGCUAAAGUGCAUGUUUGUACUUCCUUAUAAUCAAAAUACUGUUCAGUUUGUUUUUUAUAGACAAGGUAAAAUAUUUUGCACAAAUUGACUCCAUUAUUGAGAAAGGGAUGCUUUAGACUGACCCAUCAUAGCUUCAGACUCAAUCUUUUCCUAAAUAAAAAUAUUAAAGCAUCAUGUGUGAAGAAUAUUUAAAAAAAACCUUUUUUUGGAUUUAAAGAAUUUUAGAUAAAUAGAUACCUCUCCAUAAUUUUAAGUGUGAGACAGUGGAGAAAAUUUAUCAUCUAAAAUAUACCUAUCAGUAUAAAGUAAGCAAAAAUCUUAACAUGGCAGCCAAGGUAUUUUGCCUUUAGUUCAUGGUAGGUUUUCGGGUGUUUGGUUUUUUUUUUUUUUUUUUGGUACUUUUGCAGAAGAAACUUUUAUGAGCUAGAACUGGAAGGUACUUCAAUUUUUUGUAUAUGUAUUUUUUUCCUUGUUUUCUUUAAUGAAAGCUCAAUUACUUGAAAUGUAAAACUUCCACUGAAUAUAACUGAAAAAAAAUGACAUGUAUUAAAUCAUAUUACUGCUUUUUAUCCAUCUUUAUGGUUUAAAAUAGUUUUUUCUGUUGAUAUUUUUCACCUAUAAAAUUGGCAGGUUAGCAAAAAAAAAUCUUGUCUUUUUAAUUAGGAGGGGAGAGACGUGCUAAAUUGUCAAAGCUCUUCAUGUAUUGAAAGCCUGUCUCCUAUAAAACUGACCCAGCAGACAGUUUGAAAUAGACUGUGAAGCAGGCUAUAAACUGUAAUCUUAAUUUUUUUUAAACAUCAGUUACUGACUUAGAUAAUGUACUAAAUAUCAAGAUAAAGAAAAAUACACCUAUAACUAAUUAAAAGUCUAUGGUCACCAAGUCAAGCUGGUAUUGAUCUAUGUUAAUCAAAGUAAUUUAUUGCCUAGCCUAUGAAUAAAUUCCAAAAUAUCUAAUUCAUUUCAUCUUGAAAUGGUGCUUUUUCCCCCCUCCACACACAAUUGGACUGCUACAGUUUAAAACAAACUUAAACCACUUUCUUGCACUGCUAACUUUUUUCUACUUUUAUAAAUUGAAACAUUUCAGCAUAAAAGUCAUACAUGUGAAGCAAAGGCUGAAUAAUAACCAUAAGGCUUUCAUUUUGAUAAACUAAUCCAGUGACCUAAGGAUAUACUGCAAAAGUUGAUGGAGAAGGUAGUGGGAGUUGUGAUAAAUAGUGUUUUUUGGGUUUUUUUUUCUUCCCCUUAUACAUCAGGAAAAAGGUAAGUUGACUUGAACAACUUUCUUUUGCACUGGGAAAAUGAGUGGAUGUUGGAAAUGCUUUUAAAGUUUUCUUUUUUUAAUUAAAAAAAUUCUAAAAAUAUUAAAAAUCUGUAACUUAUAAACACCGACUUUCAAUGUAAUAAGCAUACCCCAAUCUUAUAUAUGUUGAACUGGAUUACAUAGAUUCUUAUCUUUUGUUAAAAUAUGUACACUCAGUGGACCAAUAUAAAAGUAUGUCUAUAUUAUAUAAAUACAUAUAUAUCCAUG